CUCAAACCAUUUUUCCACUCGAGCUGUUGAGGCGAGUGUUUCAGUCGCUGACUUGAAAGUGGCUUCGCGGCUGAGAGCCAUUAGAUGCGUGUUGCCUGUUCUCUGGCGUGCCUCGGUGCGGUGGCCGCGGUGUUCUCAGGCGCGCAGGUGCAGGUGCUUGUGCUCGACGAUUCUGCAGUCGUCGAGCUUGGCACCGCCAAGGCCCAGCGUGACGAGGAGUCGUGCACGGCAUUCCCAGAGGCCGCAGAGCUCUUCAAGCAUGGCGCUGAGGCUGCGUUCAAGGAGCAGUUCAUCCAGCUCUUCGGCUGUGGAUCUGUAUCCAAGAAAGCGGUGGCUCCGCCAGCCGCCGUCGCCAACACUUCGGGAGUACAGGAAGUUGCCGGCGCAGGCGCGCUCGGAGGAGCCCCGGGGGGCGGUGAAGCCACCCUCCCCGCCGCCGGCAUCAAGGAGGGAGAAUGUGCUGCCGGGGGAGCCGCGGGUGGCACGCCAGGAUCCCCAGCUGGCCCGGGAGACGCCAGCUCAGGCGGCCAGUCCGCCAGCCUCCACUGGGAACGCUCCCGCUCCAUGGCAACUGGCGGAGAGGAAGAGCCAGACCCUGCUGCACCUGAAGAUGGGCCGCAUCGUGGCGCAGCAGGAGAAGUUGAUCCAGGCGGUGAUGGAGUUGCAACAGCGGCCGGGCCCGACUACGAGUUUCCCCCCUUGGCGGUCGCCGGUCGCGGCGGAGGCGGCGGCACCAUCAAAGGGUGCUCUCAAGAAGCGGCGGUG
This is a messenger RNA of Prorocentrum cordatum, 765 nucleotides long. Lineage: Eukaryota; Dinophyceae; Prorocentrales; Prorocentraceae. The record is from the annotation of a GenBank genome assembly.